This is a messenger RNA of Nelumbo nucifera (sacred lotus), 1775 nucleotides long. It is a transcript of the gene UPM1, whose product is annotated as urophorphyrin methylase 1. Gene Ontology annotation, biological process: siroheme biosynthetic process. The record is from RefSeq and is a predicted model, not a curated record. NCBI's taxonomy places the organism in Eukaryota, Viridiplantae, Streptophyta, Magnoliopsida, Proteales, Nelumbonaceae. Gene Ontology annotation, molecular function: uroporphyrin-III C-methyltransferase activity.
CGCCUCUCUGAACGUCCCAAAAGCCGCCUCGCCUUUUCAGUUUCUCAAAAUAACACUCUCAACUCUCAGCUCUCAGGAUUCAUCUUCAGUCCAUAAAAUAAGAAAGAUCCCUGCUCUGCUUUCCCUUCCUUGGAGUCGUUUGAUCCAACAUGGCGCUUGUCAAGCGACUCCCACAUCUCUCUCCUUUCUGCUCGCCCCGUCCUAGCAAACCCAGACCCCUUAAUCUACACCCCUUCUCCUCCUUAUCCUAUUCCCCUUCCUCUUCUUCCUCUUCCUCCUCCUCUCCCUUUACAGAAAAACACUCCCUUGAGAGAUACCAACGAGAUGGAUGGUUGUACAAAGACGCACCUUUCCACGAUUCUUGUUCUCUCCCAACUGAUUCCAGCUCCAUCCGGGAGAACGAUAUAGCUCUGCAACUACCCGAGCUUAAGAAGCUGCUACAAGUCCUGAGAGAGAAACGAGGGACUGAAGGUCCCAAUGGAGGAAAUAGAGGACCUGGAAAUGUGUUCUUGGUCGGGACUGGACCUGGAGAUCCGGAGCUCUUAACGCUGAAGGCAUUGAGGGUGAUUGAGAGUGCUGAUCUUCUUUUGUAUGAUCGACUGGUGUCCAAUGAUGUACUAAAUUUGGUGAAACCAGAUGCUAGGCUUCUCUAUGUCGGGAAGACUGCUGGGUACCAUAGCCGAACUCAGAUGGAGAUUCAUGAGUUGCUUCUGAGUUUUGCUGAAUCUGGCGCCACAGUCGUGAGGCUAAAAGGAGGGGAUCCAUUGGUAUUUGGAAGGGGUGGAGAAGAAAUGGAUUUUUUGCAACAACAAGGGAUUCAAGUGAGCGUUGUUCCAGGUAUCACUGCUGCUUCAGGAAUAGCAGCAGAGCUGGGAAUCCCGUUGACCCAUCGUGGUGUUGCAAAUAGUGUUCGAUUUCUGACGGGGCACUCAAGGAAAGGAGGAACUGAUCCUCUUUUUGUAGCAGAGCAUGCAGCUGAUCCUGAUUCAACUCUGGUUGUCUACAUGGGCUUGGCGACUCUACCUUCUCUCACCCAAAAACUGAUGCAUCAUGGACUACCACACAAUACACCUGCUGCUGCAGUAGAGCGAGGGACUACACCUCAACAACGGAUGGUGUUUUCUGAAUUGAAUAAUCUUGUUGAUGAAGUUACAAAGGCGGAGCUUGUAUCCCCAACAUUGAUCAUCAUCGGGAAAGUUGUGGCACUCUCACCAUUUUGGUCCUCUUCUUCUGAAGAAGCACCUCUUAUGGUAGAGACCAGUUAGUCACCAUGUUGGAAGUUUUGUUUCAAUGGAUGAUGCUCUUCAAUCAUGAGUAAGCUCAAUCCUUCAACUAGGGAUAAUUAGUUUUAUCCCUCAUUUUCAAGAAGGCCGAUGCUUAGCUGCUGUUGACAACAUUUGGUUGGGUUAUAUUUCAUCUGUUUUGGCUGGGGCUGGAGAAGAAUUGGUUUCAUUGGUCAUGUGUGUAACAGACCAAGAACUGUACUGAUGAGUUAUGGGGAAUAGUUUGGGGCCUGUAUGGCUCUAAAACCGAAAAUGGAUGUGGUUUGCAAGUAGUGACAAGAGACUGGAUGAUCUAUUGCUUAAUAGAAGAUAUGGCCCUACAGGCCUAGUGGAGUGGCAUUUGGUAAAGAAGUAUUCUUUAAACUGGUUCCGAUGUUUGGGACAUAUCAAUUUUUUGUAUGGAUCUAAUUACCUUUUGCUGCUUUUGUAAUUCAAACUAUAAAUUGCUAAUAAAUUUUGAUUUGACUCUUCCAGAAAAGGAAGAGUUUACCA